CUCUCAACUCGAAUAACGGGCACGUUGACCAAGUGACGGUUCACAAAAUCGUGAAACAGCAUAAUGGCAAUGGCGUCCAUACCACCAGCAACGCAGAUGACCAGCUGACUUCAGCGAUGGUCAUCAAUCUGGAGCAUGAAUAUGGUGCUCACAAAUGCAUACUGAUGAGACGCUUAAUUCUUAUAGUUAUCAUCCUCUGCCAAUAGUAUUUGAUUCCGCACAAGGGGCAAAGGUAUGGGAUCCGGAAGGCAAUGAGUACAUUGAUAUGUUGUCUGCAUACUCGGCGGGUCAUUGUCAUCCAAAGAUAGUCGCUACUCUAGUAGAGCAAGCCCAGAAACUCACUCUGUCAUCUCGUGCCUUCUACAAUUCUGUCUUUGGGAGGUUCGCACAGCAGAUUACACAGAUGUUCUCAUAUGAAAGUGUUCUCCCGAUGAAUACCGGUGCCGAGGCGGUCGAGACUGCUGUCAAGCUUUCUAGGAAGUGGGCAUACCUAAAGAAGGGUGUACCGAAUGGAAAAGCUAUUGUGCUUAGCGUUGAAGGGAAUUUCCACGGAAGAACUCUGGGGAUCAUUAGUAUGAGCACUGAUCCGGAGAGCCGUGGGGGCUUCGGCCCCUACCUCGAGGGUGUUGGGCCAACUUACCAGGAUAAUGAUGAAGUCCGUCUCAUCCGCUACGGAGAGAUAUCGGAUCUCGAACGUGCUUUCGAACUUCAUGGAAGACACGUGGCAGCAUUCUUGGUGGAGCCAAUUCAAGGGGAGGCAGGAAUUGUUGUGCCACCCAGCGGUUAUCUUGCAAAAGUUCGAGAACUCUGUACCAAGCACAAUGUUCUUCUUAUCUGCGAUGAAAUCCAGACGGGCAAGAUGCUGUGCUGCGAACAUGACGGCAUUCGGCCGGAUAUGAUCUUGCUUGGGAAGGCACUGUCAGGUGGAGUGUACCCCGUCUCGGCAGUUCUCGCGGACCGCGAGGUCAUGGACUGUAUUAAGCCUGGAGAACAUGGCAGUACAUACGGCGGGAACCCAUUGGGGUGUGCGGUCGCUAUGACAUCCCUGCGCGUCCUCGUAGAUGAGAAGCUCGCAGAUCGUGCACGGGAUCUCGGUGAAAUAUUCCGCGCGGGAAUUCUGGCGUUGAAAUCUCCAUUGGUACAGGAAGUUCGAGGGAGAGGCCUUCUCAAUGCGGUGGUAAUUGACGAGGACAAGAGCUCCAAGGGCCGCACCGCAUGGCAAUUCUGCUUGCUUCUGAAGAGCCGAGGCGUUCUUGCGAAACCGACUCAUGUCAAUAUCGUCCGUUUUGCCCCUCCGUUGGUGAUACUCGAGGAGGACCUCCGAAAGGCCAUCGAGAUAAUUGGACAAUGUCUUUUUGACCUUGACCAGGUGAGUGUCUAACAGGGAGUUGUGAACUCGCUUUGAAACUGCCUUGAUUUCUAGCUCGACGACAUCCCAGGAGAAGUUGAGAGUGAGAAGGGUUUCAGAAACACUGUCGACUGAUCGAUGAUGCGAUGUUGUCUGUAUGACUUUCAUGUAUGUUGCGUACGUAGGUUUUCCUUGCAAGUUUCUUGUUUUGGUUGCUCUAAGAAAAUCGCGCGCGAACCCUCCGAACCAGUCAGGUUGUACAUAGAACCCCCAUCAUAUGAUUCCUAUCACAGUGAUGAACGUAAGAGGUGGGAGGGCGAAGGGCCUACCUGA
Molecule: messenger RNA, 1681 nt
Organism: Suillus paluster
Lineage: Eukaryota; Fungi; Basidiomycota; Agaricomycetes; Boletales; Suillaceae
Product: pyridoxal phosphate-dependent transferase
Exons: 11
Coding region: 155-1381 (408 amino acids)
Cellular component (GO): cytoplasm
Molecular function (GO): pyridoxal phosphate binding; identical protein binding; L-ornithine transaminase activity
Source: RefSeq, a predicted model, not a curated record